UUUGUCUUCACCUGUUUGUAAUUUAUAGUGCUGUGCAUUUUACAAUUCAGUGAACUGAGUACAUUCAUAAUAAUAAUAAUACAAGUCUAAUGCCCUCUGUUGACAAUCCGAGGAAACAUAUUCAAAUGACUCCAAAUGCAAAAUGGCAGUUUAAGCUGUUGCAGCCAGAGAGACCACAUGUGUUUUUAGUCCCGACUUAUGAAUAAACAUCUCUCCCAGAUAUGGAUGCCUGUCACUGGAUGACCUUUUAUUACAUCUGUUUUCUCUUUUUUUGUCCCUUGCAAAAACGGCCCGUAUUAUUAUGUAAAAUUAUGCUUAUGAAAACAUAAGUCUGCCCCUCUCCUGCGUUCACCUUCACCUGGCAAGCAUGACUCAACUUCACAUUUCCCCAUAGUGGGUGAAAGACAGUGGGGUUUUUUAUAUUGAAGCCAGGUGUGUGCCUGCGCUCUACCUGAUGUUUAACGCCAUUCCUUAACCAGAUUACAGCACGCUCCAAGUAUUAGCAAGACUCAAAUAUAAACAUAAAACAGCUGUGUUUAUUUUUAGAUAUUGUGAAACUAAGAAAGUGGCCCUAAUAAAGAACGCCAAAUAACAGCUGUGCCGAUAAUUAGAUUUCCAAACUUUCAUAAAUAUAUAUAUUUGUUUGUUUUAAUAGGAAAAAAAAACAUAUAUCGGAGCUCAGCUUCAUUACAGAAAGAAAUGCUGUGCACGAUUAAGCAUAAUAAUCUGCAUUUUACCCACAGUGGAGUAUAAUGUAGAAAACCAAUAUAACAUACUGCAUGCAGUAAGGAGUGCCAGGGUCAAAGUCCCACAAGCCUGAAAAGAAAUCCAUUGACUGCUGAAUGGUGUCAUGAAUCAUGUAAAGGAAAAGAGGAGUGAUGAAAAAAAAGAAGGGGAAAAAUACAUUCACAACUCUGAAGAGGUUCUUGGUUUGAAAAACUGCUUGGCUCCGCACACGCUUGGCUCUACACACCAGCGGCAGCUUGACCAGCGCUGCACGGGCCAGAGUGCUGUCCAAAUGGGGCCGGUUUGAGUGAGGGAGAAAAACGUCUGUGUGCACCUCCGUGUUCUUUUGAUGCUUGCUAGUAUUACAGUAGAAUGACUCCACUGUCAUUGGUUGAAUAGGCCGGACUGCCUACUGUGACAGAAUAUGGGCCUCUCAUACCCAAAAGGAAGCAGUGUUGCUUCUUUAAGCAGAAAAAAAGAGUGGCCAAAAAUGAAGGAGCUGCACUCGUAAUAAAUCUUUACUUUCUGUAUGAUGCAGUGGAAUAUCCCCUCUGUAUGAAAAUAAGCUGAGCACAGUCCUGCCGGGCAUGAUGAUAAGUUGAUGAGGACAGUCUGUGAUGCGUCUAGACUCCGAGCCGUGGUGGAUCUAGAAUCCAUGUCAGGUUUUAGUGUAGACCUGCGCUCAGACAGCUCCUGCAGUCGGCAGCCUGGUAUCAACUGCACUGGCGCUGUUCACUGGAAGCCCGCUCCGCGCUGCUUCCUCCAAGUGUCUCAACACUGUGAGCGGGAUCUUUUCCAGAGGCUAGCCGCUGAAACUUGCCCAGUCCCCACACAGUAUCAUUCAGGGAAGCCAGGAGAGCAGCACCGGCGGCGGCUACAGUAGCGGAGAGAGAUCUUCGUCUUCUCCCCUCCACCAGACACUGAAAAGCCCCACUCUUGUCUGUCCCUCUCAGUCACUCAAGUCCUUGGUUUUUUGGUCCCCGAGCUUCGCUUCUCUUUCUUGACUCUUGUUGUUACCGCUGCUGCGUCGGGGAGUGAGGGCGCACGCACAGGGAGAGCCGAGACUCUAUGAGCCGCUCAGAGGUGUGCAUGAGGUGGCUGAUGAGUUAGGACUGAGCGCAGAGCAACACCUUGCGUGCCAUGGAAGUGUGCGCCCGGUGCAGGGGAAUGUACGGGCUGAAAGGGAGACCUGCCGCUUGAAAGCCAGCCUCUGUCCCAGACAAGGCGAGCAUGCCUGAGACCUGCAGACUCACUCUCUUCGCUGCAGAGGAGUUCACAUCAGACUGCCUUUCCACAAUCUGACAUUUUUUUAAACUAAUCUUUUUUAUACAGCUCACAGUUUCCUACUCACUGUCUUCAAUCAAGCCCCGCGUGGCUGCUUUUCGAGAAAGGUUAGAGGAUCAAUGAUGAGCAUCUCUGAGACCACUUGGCUUGGACUUUUCUAAUCAGAAGCUGUUAGUCACAACACAAAUCUGCCACACAACAUCAACACCUGGCACCAUGUCUUGCUCCCUGUGGAAACUACCCACUUUCUGCUGGUUUCUCAUCACUCUAGCCCAAGUACACUCCACAGAGGGGUUUAGUCGAGCUGCCCUGCCAUUUGGCUUAGUGCGGAGAGAGCUGUCUUGUGAGGGUUACCCCAUUGAUUUGCGGUGUCCAGGAAGUGAUGUCAUAAUGAUCGAAAGCGCCAACUAUGGCCGAACGGACGACAAGAUCUGCGAUGCCGACCCUUUCCAGAUGGAGAACAUAAACUGCUAUCUUCCAGACGCCUACAAGAUCAUGUCACAAAGAUGCAACAAUCGGACCCAGUGCAUUGUAAUCACGGGUUCAGAUGUCUUCCCCGACCCCUGCCCAGGGACCUACAAAUACCUGGAGGUCCAGUAUGAGUGUGUUCCCUACAUUUUUCUUUGUCCCGGGACUCUGAAAGCUGUCGGUGAACCUUCCUUUAUAUUUGAAGCGGAGCAGCAAGCUGGAGCCUGGUGCAAAGACCCACUGCAAGCCGGCGACAAAAUCUACUUCAUGCCUUGGACUCCAUACCGAACAGACACUCUAAUCGAGUACUCCUCCUUGGAUGACUUUCAAAAUGCCCGUCAAACCAUCACCUACAAGCUGCCGCACCGGGUGGACGGGACUGGAUUUGUGGUCUACGACGGGGCGGUGUUUUUCAACAAGGAGCGUACCCGAAACAUCGUGAAGUUUGACCUGCGGACUCGAAUCAAAAGUGGCGAGGCGAUCAUCAACAACGCCAACUACCACGACACGUCGCCCUACAAGUGGGGAGGAAAAACAGACAUUGACCUGGCGGUGGAUGAGAACGGGCUGUGGGUGAUUUAUGCCACAGAGCAGAACAAUGGUAUGAUGGUGAUCAGCCAGCUCAACCCCUACACGCUACGAUUUGAAGCUACCUGGGAAACGACCUAUGAUAAGCGCUCAGCCUCCAAUGCCUUCAUGGUCUGUGGAGUACUCUAUGUGGUCCGCUCCACCUACGAAGACAAUGAAAGUGAAGUCAGCAAGAGCCUGAUUGAUUAUAUUUACAAUACCAAACAGAACCGUGGGGAAUACGUUGAUAUCCACUUUCCCAACCAGUACCAGUACAUUGCAGCUGUGGAUUAUAAUCCGCGAGAUAACCAGCUCUAUGUGUGGAAUAACUUUUACAUCCUGAGGUACAACUUGGAGUUUGGCCUGCCUGAUCCGGCACAUGCACCGCCGUUUUCAGAAGUCACCACGACUCCGCCUACGAAAACGACAACCACCACAACAACAACCACAGUGCACUGGGGUGUGGACAACAAUACCACCACCACAGGGUACAAGGAGCGCAGCAAGGGAGCGCCCAGGCCACGUCCUGUAAUCCCACAGACUACUUCCCCUCCGCCCCUGGAGUCCUUCCCUUUACCUGAACGCUUCUGCAAGGCAACUGAGAAAAGAGACAUAAUGUGGCCUCAGACCCAGAGGGGCAUGCUUGUUGAGCGACCUUGUCCCAAGGGAACACGAGGCACAGCAUCUUAUUUAUGUGUCCUUUCCACCGGGGACUGGCACCCAAAGGGCCCUGAUCUCAGCAACUGCACCUCCCACUGGGUCAACCAAGUAGCCCAGAAGAUCCGCAGCGGUGAAAACGCGGCUAACUUGGCCAAUGAAUUAGCCAAGCACACCAAAGGACCCAUCUUUGCCGGAGACGUCAGCUCCUCAGUGCGCCUGAUGGAGCAGCUGGUGGACAUCCUGGAUGCGCAGCUGCAGGAGCUCAGACCCAGCGAGAAGGAUUCCGCAGGACGGAGCUUCAAUAAGCUCCAAAAGCGAGAAAGGACAUGCAGGGCAUACAUGAAGGCCAUCGUGGACACGGUGGAUAACCUUCUGCGACCAGAGGCGCUCAAGUCCUGGCAGGACAUGAACAGCACCGAGCAAACUCACGCAGCCACCAUGUUACUGGAUACUUUGGAGGAAGGGGCCUUCGUCCUCGCCGACAACCUCAUGGAACCGGCUAUUGUCAAAGUUCCAGCAGAUAAUAUAAUCCUGGAAGUGUAUGUUCUCAGCACGGAUGGCCAGGUCCAGGAUUUCAAAUUUCCACAGAUCGGCAAAAGCGGGAUCUCAAUCCAGCUCUCAGCCAAUACUGUUAAGCUCAACAGUCGGAAUGGAGUUGCCAAACUGGUUUUCAUGCUCUACAAAAACCUGAGCCAGUUCCUCAGCACAGAAAACGCCACCAUCAAGAUGGACAACGACGCUUACAGCCGCAACGUCUCGGUAGCCGUCAACUCGGACAUCAUCGCCGCCUCAAUCAACAAAGAGUCCAGCCGCGUGUUCAUUAAUGACCCCGUGAUUUUUACCCUGGAGCACAUUGAUAUGGAGCACUACUUCAACUCCAAUUGCUCCUUCUGGAAUUACUCUGAGAGAAGCAUGAUGGGCUACUGGUCCACCCAAGGCUGCAAACUCCUGGACUCCAAUAAAACACACACCACCUGCUCAUGCAGCCAUCUCACCAACUUUGCCAUCCUCAUGGCACACCGUGAAACCUCGGCCAGCAGCGAAGUGCACGAGCUGCUCCUGACCGUCAUCACUCGCGUCGGCAUCGUGGUGUCCCUCGUCUGCCUCAUGAUCAGCAUCUUCACCUUCUGCUUCUUCCGGGGCCUGCAGAGCGAUCGGAACACCAUCCACAAGAACUUGUGCAUUAAUCUCUUCAUUGCAGAGUUAAUAUUCCUAAUUGGUAUCGAUAUGACGGAACCCAGGAUUGGCUGUGCCAUCAUUGCGGGGAUCCUGCACUUCUUCUUCCUAGCUUCCUUCUCCUGGAUGUGUCUUGAGGGAGUCCAGCUGUACCUCAUGCUUGUAGAAGUCUUUGAGAGCGAAUACUCGCGGAAAAAGUACUACUACGUGUCUGGUUACCUCUUCCCCGCCAUCGUUGUCGGCGUCUCAGCAGCUAUUGACUACAGGAGCUACGGGACCAAGAAAGCGUGCUGGCUAAGUGUGGAUAAUCAUUUCAUAUGGAGUUUUAUAGGACCUGUCACCUGUAUCAUCAUGCUCAAUCUCAUCUUCCUGGUGAUCACAAUGUACAAAAUGGUGAAGCACUCCACCACCCUGAAACCAGACUCUAGCCGACUGGAGAAUAUAAAAUCCUGGGUCAUGGGUGCUUUUGCUCUGCUGUGCCUGCUCGGUCUCACCUGGUCUUUUGGGCUCUUCUUCAUCAGCGAGGCCUCCAUUGUUAUGGCGUACCUCUUCACCAUAUUCAACACCUUCCAAGGAAUGUUUAUCUUCAUUUUCCACUGCCUUCUCCAGAAAAAGGUCCGCAAAGAGUACAGCAAGUGCUUCCGCCACACGUACUGCUGCGGAGGGCUGCCGACUGAGAGCUCGCACGGUUCUGCGAAGACUUCCACCACACGGACCAGCGCACGCUACUCCUCUGGCACACAGAGUCGUAUCAGGAGAAUGUGGAAUGACACCGUAAGAAAGCAAUCUGAGUCCUCCUUUAUCUCAGGUGACAUCAACAGCACCUCCACCCUUAACCAAGGAAUGACCGGGAACUAUCUACUAACAAAUCCUCUCCUGCGACCACAAGGCACUAACAACCCUUAUAACACCUUACUGGCUGAGACAGUCGUAUGUAACACUCCCACAGCUCCAGUGUUUAAUUCACCAGUGACCUACAGAGAGACAAGGCACUCACUGAACAAUGCGGUGAGGGACACAAGUGCAAUGGAUACUCUACCGCUAAAUGGUAACUUUAAUAAUAGCUACUCGCUCCGUAAUGGGGACUUUGGCGACAGUGUGCAGGUAGUAGACUGCGGCCUGAGUCUGGACGAUGCUGCCUUUGAGAAAAUGAUAAUCUCCGAGCUAGUACACAACAACCUGCGUGCCUGUAAUAAAAGCCACCAACAGCAACAGCAGCAGCACCACAGUUUACAUCAUCCACCCCACCACCAGCAGCCACCGCAGUACCACCAUCACCACCACACGGAGCGGGCUCCGCCCAAGGUGACGGUGGUAGGUGGAAGCAGCAGCGAAGAUGACGCUAUUGUGGCUGACGCUUCGUCUUUGGUCCACGUGGGUGACACGGUGGGCCUCGAGCUGCACCAUCAGCAGGAGCUGGAGGCACCUCUCAUCCCCCAGCGGACUCACUCGCUUCUGUAUGCACCCCAGAAGAAGGUGAGGACCGAUGGGGGAGUCGAUACGUUUGUCAGCGAGCUGACACCCACCAAUCCCGAUGAUAGUCUGCAGUCCCCAAACAGAGACUCCCUGUACACUAGUAUGCCUAAUCUGAAAGACUCUCCGUACCCCGAGAGCAGCCCUGAUGUUGUGGAGGACCUGUCCCCCUCCAAGAGGAGCGAGAAUGAGGACGUUUACUACAAGAGUAUGCCUAACUUGGGGGGUGGCCAGCAGCUCCAAGCCUAUUACCAGAUAGGCCGAGGGAGCAGCGAUGGUUACAUUAUUCCCAUUACUAAAGAGGACAGCAUCCCUGAAGGCGACGUACGAGAAGGACAGAUGCAGUUAGUGACAAGCCUUUAAAUGUAUUUAAAUCAUCCCCAGACCUUUCCCAGCCUUCCUGCAGCCCUGAACUCUUGGAGGACAUUAUAAAAGGGAAGGGAGGCAUUUUUCUUUACCUUUUUUUAAUGGGUUUUUUUGUUUGUUUGUUUGGGGUUUGUUUGUUUAUUUGAAGAGAGCUUAAAAGCCCCGCCAUUUACACUUAGCCAUCUGCAAACCUACAUCUCCAUUGCCAUCUUCUUCUCAUGCCACCCUUCCUAACUUCCCUGCAGACCAAUAGACUUGGAGCACAGCUGUGGCAGUGCAGAGUUUUAAUGAGACUGUACAUAAAAUGCAGAGUCAAAUUUCAAUUUUAAGAGACAAGCCAACUAUGUAUUUAAAUGUGCUGCUGCUGUUGAUUAAUUGAGAAAAUUUUAAGGUACGAAAAUUUAAAAAUGUAAAAAAAAAAAAAAAAGGAAAAAAAAAGGAAAAAACAGGAAAAAGGAAAAAAAAAUAGAGAGCAAGAAAGAAUCAGUACUGGCUACAUCCAAUCAGCAACCUCCCAGUCAAAAGGCUGUACAUACACUCCCCAACAACCUAGCUGAAGCCUGUUUUUUUUUCUUUUUUGUUGGGUUUUUUAAAAUAUUGUAUACAGAACAGUACCCCUGGACCAGGACAUGGACAUGUUUGCAAAGUGUUCCUGAUCAAACUGUUAGAAAAGGAAUAUAAGGUCCUGAUCGGUCUCCAUCACCAUCAAGUUUGGAUUGUAUAACCACUAGCAAUCAAGCCCCUGGCCUUAUAUUUUCUCAACUGUAACUUGAACUGUUGUCAAGGAAAAAUGGCUAAAAUAUAUAUUUUGUUGUAUUGCUAGUGUAAAAUAAAAAAAAUUCAAUGGGAAACCAUAAAUAUGAAGAAACCUUAUAAUUGCAAAAUCUAACGUUUGAGAGACUAUUGUGUAGAAGUUGCACAUAUGUUAUUCAGUGUGUUUAUGGUUCCAACACUUCAUUCAUGGUAGUGCGUUUGAACGUUAAGGCUUAUAAAAAGAGAGAUCGAGUCAACUAAUUACAAAGAUGCAUUAUCGCCUUUUCCACUUGUGAACAGUGUUUUUUUCUUCCAUCGAUAUCGCCCAUGUUUAAAUAUGUUUAUUUGACUUUGCCAUUUACUUUGGUAGAAUGGGAAUGCAAAAACCCCAGUUAAGGUGACUUAUGCAUUGCACAGUUUUUUUGUGUAAUUCUGGCAGAUAUAGAUCUUUUUAAGUGACGGCAGAGUGGUGGGCGAGCGCAAAUGAAACGAGCGACUUUGAACAAUAAAGUUCCUAUCAUAAAUGUAGUUCUUCCGCUUGGGUUUGGAUAUUUUAUUUAUUAAAAUCUUUCCAAAAAAAAGAAUAAAUAAAUGGGAAAUGUGUGAAUAUUUUCCAGCACUGGUAUACAUGCUGUACUGUAGCUCAUGUUUUUUAUGUAAACAUGUUACCAAGGGGCUCUUCACUUAAGACUGAUGUAAAGUUCAACACUUGUUUAACAAAUAAAAUAAAUGUGAGAUUUUUUGUCAAAUGCCAGUUGCUUUUUAAUGGUUUGUGGUUUUGGUACUAUUUGAGAAAACAGCUUUUAUUAUUUUGCUAUGGACAAAAUACACUUUUGACUCAGGUUACAAGUUAAGUCCCGAGCACCUUGACAGGUAAAUUAGUGAAUUUAUUUGUUUAUUUGCUUUCUUUUCCUGCUAUUUCUUUGCUAACUGCAGAGUUUAGAGAGCGCGUAUGUGUUACAGAGAAGCCAAAUCUUUCCAUGUGAUUCAAAGAUGAGAAACUCAGGUAGGAAAACUGCAUUGUAAAUGUUCCUCUGUGUGGUUGUGACACUAAUAAAGGCUAAGAAAAACACAAAAAACCCCGACACUGGUUCAAAGCAUUGUCCACUUAGUAUAUUUUUAAAUGAGCACUAGACUGAGCGCCAUUAAAGGGUCUGGCAGUACGGAAGUCUUGUAGUAAGAUGUUGGCUUAAAAUGCCGUGUGGGAGUGGAAAUGUGUCCACAGACCUAACAAGGGGUCAAUGUAACACUUGGCUGCGGCUGUAGAAAUAUAUUAUACAUAAUAUGUCCAGCUAUGACACAUAUUUGCUCUAAUUAAUGUCUGCUUCUGCUGGAGCCCACAGUCAGUUCUUGGGUGGUUUAUGCCUCAGGUAGUGCUAAUUUCUGAAGCAUUUUAAUAUAACACCAGUUGAGGCAGAGUGACAGCUCUCAGCAGGGUUGCUGGAAAUUGCACUGUUUACCAUUUGGCAUUGAAGGAAAUGACUCAGAACUUAGCAAAAAUGCACUUUAUGUCAGUGCACAUAAGGCUGUGUGGGCUGUGUGUUGUUUUGACUUUUUCAACAAUUAUGUGACAUUUUGUGCAAUUAUCUGAGGCUUCAAAUUGUCAUAGAAGAAUUAUGUUCCUUUUUUUGUGAUCUCUUGUACAGACCCCUUGAAUGUCAGUUUGGAAUCAAGUGUUGUGGUGAUUGUUGACUGUUGAAAUGGCAGGCAUAAUGACAUGCAUAAUAAUGAGAAAAAAAGCAUAUUGAUUUCCUGCAUUGUAAAACAUGCAGCGCCAUUUUAUCUGUGUUUAACAUCCCUUAACGUUUGAUAGCGUACACGUAAUUUGAAAGCAUAAAAUUAGUCUUAAGAAUGACAAAUAUAAAUAUUAUAACGAAUUGAUAGUCUUUUUGACAGCGGAAUGACAAAAUAUGUGCCGUAAAAGUCACAAAAAGUAAUGCUAAACUGACAAUGCGUAUUAAAAAGAAGUGGCUAACCCACACUUACAGAGGGAAAAUAUGCCUUUUUGAGUGCAGAACAAUGUGUUAAACCUCAGAACUUCCACCACAGUUAACACUGAAAGCAAUGCUCCAUUGUCAGACCUGCAGGUUUGUCUUUGCUCAUUGUUUUUGUUAGGAUAAAUCUCACUCAGAAGCACCAUUCACCCGAUUUAUCUGUUUACCUGAAACAAAAAAAACCUCUCCAGUGCAAGAUUAUGUACAAAUUGUAAAAUAAAGUUCAUUUUAACAGCCGAA
Molecule: messenger RNA, 9707 nt
Organism: Oreochromis aureus
Lineage: Eukaryota; Metazoa; Chordata; Actinopteri; Cichliformes; Cichlidae
Gene: adgrl2a
Product: adhesion G protein-coupled receptor L2a
Exons: 23
Coding region: 2227-6717 (1496 amino acids)
Biological process (GO): adenylate cyclase-activating G protein-coupled receptor signaling pathway; cell surface receptor signaling pathway; brain development
Cellular component (GO): membrane; neuron projection
Molecular function (GO): carbohydrate binding; G protein-coupled receptor activity
Source: RefSeq, a predicted model, not a curated record